Messenger RNA from Aspergillus uvarum CBS 121591, 165 nucleotides. RefSeq lists its product as uncharacterized. NCBI's taxonomy places the organism in Eukaryota, Fungi, Ascomycota, Eurotiomycetes, Eurotiales, Aspergillaceae. The transcript has 2 exons. The record is from RefSeq and is a predicted model, not a curated record. Bases 1 to 165 code for a protein of 54 amino acids.
AUGGGUAUUGGACCGACUAAGACUGAGAUAGUAGAUCUCAUAUGUGUUAUUUAUCUGGCACUUGCCAGAGAAACGCUGAAUAAACUUUUAGAGCUUACGGCGGAGCGCUGCAAUGAAGUUGCGAAGAAUCCCCCUUUACUCGGUGGCUCAUUUCUUGAAUACUAG